GUUCGCAGUAGAAAGUCUCGAGGAUCUUUAUCGGCGGCAAGACGACGAUGGACUCGAUCGGGCAAGCCCGCGCGCUGGGCCGCGUGGAAGGCCGCGCGGAAGCGCUGGACGAGAUCGCGGACCUCCAUGGGCAGAUUGCAGUGCUCACGAAGCAAGUCGAACAGCUCAUGCUCGAUCAAGAGAAGACGACGAAGGAGCUCAUGUCCACCGUGUACAAGGACCUCAAGCAAGAGUUUCGGCGCCAAACGACAUCAACGCUGACGCCCAAGGAAGCCAUGGACAUCAUCAAGCCGUGUCUACGCCGCGUCGCCGAGGUGCAGGUGCCACAGUCGCAAACGCUCUUCCGCAACGUUUCCUUCAUGGCCCAGGACCUCCCGACGACGACUGCGGCGUCGCAUCCGCUGAGCCCGCCCACGCCACCCGUGAUCCCCGUAACGCCACCCACUCGCCCGCCUGUCACCGAGCCACCGGUUGUCGCCCAGCCGCUGCCGGUUGCUGACGAGCCGGUGGUCGUCAACCACAUUUGCGUCGCGGCUACCGAGAAGGUCGGCGUUGGCCGCGCCGCCCACAUGGUCUACGUCAUUCAAGUGCGCACCGGCGACACCGGUCUCGUGCUCUCGCAGGUCAAGCGACGCUACAAGGACUUUGUCUGGUUAUGGGAACGCCUCUCGAGCGCUUACGUGUUUGCUUGCAUCCCGACGCUGCCGCCCAAGAAUGGGCUCCGCGACAACUCCAAAUUCAACCCGCGCUUUGUCGAGAAGCGCAAGCGCGCGCUGCAGCUCUGGAUGAACCACCUUGCGUGGCACUAUGCAAUGGGCUUUUCGACCGAGAUGCAGACGUUUCUAGACGGCUCGGACCUUGUUCACGUGCCACGCACGCCGCCGCUUCUGCUGCCGCGGCGUCGCCGCACAUCGUCGAACGAAGGCUGUGGCGCGCGCAAGCUGGACGACCAGUCGAUCAAACGCAUCCAGGAAAAGCUGCCGGUACUGCAGCGCCACUUGGUAAAAGCGAGCAAGCGCCUGGAUGGGCUCAUCAAAGCCCAUGCCGACAUGAGCAUCAAUGUUGCUGGCUUUGGCAAUGCGGCCGCCCACGCGAGCAACUUUGAGCGCCUGCACGGAAGCGCGACAGCGUGGGAUGGCUUUGCAGCGCACGCUCUCUUGCCCUUGCAGCAAAUGCAUGACGACACGUGCGAGAUGCUGGACGUCUCGCUCCAAGAAACACUGCAUUUCCAGCACGCUCAAGUCAUGCCUCGGUUCGAGAAGCAAGUGCACGACCUGACGCGCGACAUGGGACCGAGCACGGCCGAGAAGCUGUCGCUCGAGUGGGACGAGGUGCAGACGAUCCAAGCCCGCGCGAUGCUUGAGAGCCUUCUGCACGUCGCGACGCACAUGCAGCAGUCCCACCACGACGUUGUCACCGUGUGGGAGUCGGCGCGAACCGCUGUGCUAACGGUGGCGACACCGCCGCCCUUUGCACCGCCACCAACGCCAUGUUCCAUGCCGUCGCCAUUGGCAGCGCAUUCGCAGCACGUGCCGGAGUUUGCCCACCCGACGCUGGAGCGCCCGUUAAAGCCCAACACGUUCGAGUUUGUCAACCACCUUGCGGACCCGGAUGCGAAAGACGCGCGGACGCUCUUUGGCGGGCCACAAGCCAACCCGAACGCCGUCUUCACCGUGUACCAGAGCUCCGACGAAGACGAAGACGACGAGGACGAAGCGCCAGCCUUCUCGGCGUCGUGGGACCUCUACAUUGAUCGCUUGCGACGAAAGCAGAAGAAGCAGGCCAAGGCCGAAGCCGCUGCCGUCGAAGAAACCAAGCGCAAAGAGAAAGAGGCCGAAGCUGCGGUUGCCGAGUCGCGCAAGAACCGCAAGCGACCACAGAGCAUGCAGUGGCCGCUCAAGCGCAUGGCACGGUCGCAGCCCAAGGUCGUCGUGCACGACGACUUGAGCGCGAUGCCCAAGAGCAUGAGCACCUCGUCCCUUGAUCGCAUGGACCCAUCCCCGCCUGCCGCCGCGAGCAAGGCGCUCUUCGACCAGCCACCAGCAAAUGCCGCCGACGUGCGCAGUGUCGACAACUGGAUUUCUGCGACCACGGACGGUGGCCAAGUCUACUACUAUCACCGCCUUACGCGCGCCACGCGCUGGACGAAGCCCGACAAGGCAGUGUUGGACGACAUUGAAGAUCGCUUGGCGGCGCAGGAGGAGGCGACGCAGCGCCGCGUCGAGGAACGCCGCCAAUGGUACCAAGACAACAAACAGCAACAGGAGAAGGAGGCUGCCGAAGUCGAUGCCUCCCGACACCUCGUGACGACCCGCGUCCGCGACUGGGCGCGCAACAAGGACGUGGUCAUGCUGCUCCGGUCGCUCCACGAGGUCUUGCCUCGGUCCCUGCUCAAGCCGUCGAGUGCCGCGUGCCCAUAUCAGGUCGAUGGCGCCGCGACCGUCGCGUCGGUGAAGAAGGCGUACAUGAAGGCUGUCCGGACCAUCCACCCUGACAAGCUGCCAAAAGGCGACUUCGACGUCAAGGACCGAUUUCUGGCACAGACGCUCUUCUCAACGCUGACACUAGCCCACGAUGAGUACCAGCGGACGCAUGCGACGUCGUCGUGAUGACACUGAAUGAUCGCACUCCUUGAGCUUAUAAAUACGGGCACAGCCUGGACUACCGGCG
This is a messenger RNA of Saprolegnia parasitica CBS 223.65, 2670 nucleotides long. RefSeq lists its product as hypothetical. The transcript is spliced from 8 exons. The record is from RefSeq and is a predicted model, not a curated record. The coding region runs from base 48 to 2609 and encodes 853 amino acids. Gene Ontology annotation, cellular component: endosome. Lineage: Eukaryota; Oomycota; Saprolegniomycetes; Saprolegniales; Saprolegniaceae. Gene Ontology annotation, molecular function: protein binding; phosphatidylinositol binding.